This is a messenger RNA of Striga asiatica, 1418 nucleotides long. Lineage: Eukaryota; Viridiplantae; Streptophyta; Magnoliopsida; Lamiales; Orobanchaceae. The record is from the annotation of a GenBank genome assembly.
GCGAGUGUUUGUGGUGAAACAAAAUUGCCGUUUUUGCCAUUCUUCCCUAACCUCAGACAAAGACUAAAUCUCACGCUUGGCCAUCAUUUUGUUUUGUGUUAUUUUCCGAGCUACAGUAACAAAAAGCACCUUCUUACCAAACCCCAACCCCAAAAUUCAUAGGGUCCAUCGCCAAGGUAAAAAGCACAGCUGUGUCUGAACUGGUGUGGAUUUUUAAAAUGGCCACCUACCGCAAUCUCCACAUCAUCAACUACCACUCGGAUUAGGAAUUUCUGAGAGAUUCUCUUGGGAAGAAAAGAUAGUGAUACAAUAUGGAGACAGGAGUUUCUUCUAUGGGCUUGCAAUUAGGCACAUGGAUAAACCCGGAAAAUAUUGCAAGAAAACCAAACAAUUCUUUGCAUUUUUUUCAGAAGUAUGGGGAGCGAUCGAUGUACCAGGUACCUGCUAGUUGUCAUCUUCUAGCCACAAGUUUCAGUUUUCGUGGACCUAAAGUUUUAAGGGUCUCAUGUUCCGAUAAUAGUUCAGCUUCCUUGCUGGAGGCUGGCAGGUUUCCUGCCUUUUUCGAUGAAUCAAAGAUAAUAAAGAAUAAAUCGGAAGAGGUUGAACCAUAUUUGCAUGGUAGAUGUAUUUAUCUUGUUGGUGGGUACUCGUGCAUGAUGGGAUCGGGAAAAACAACUAUUGGCAAGGUUCUGGCAGAAGCCAUUGGAUAUUCAUUUUGUGACUGUGACAAAAUGAUAGAGGAGGCUGUUGGUGGAAGAACAGUGGCUGAAAUCUUCAAGUCAUAUGGCGAGAAAUUUUUCAGAGAUAACGAGGGUGUCACUGUUUGGUUGGACGUGCCUUUGGAAGCCUUAGCACAAAGAAUCACAACUGUUGGAACUCAUUCUCGGCCCCUUUUGCAUCAUGAAUCCGGAGAUCCUUAUUCUAAGACUAUGAAGCGGUUAUCUGCUCUUUUUGAAGAGAGGGGUGAAGCUUAUGCCAAUGCAGAUGUUAGAAUUUCUCUUCAAAAUAUUGCGGCCAAACUUGGAUAUGAGGACGUAUGCAAUCUCACCCCAACUGCAAUUGCAGUUGAGGUACUUGUACAACUCGAGAAUUUCUUGAAGAAUUAAGGUCAAAUAUUAACGAGUUCUUUUCGAUCUAUCGUCGUUGACUGCAUGAUUGCUAUGCUUCGAUUUUUCGGCUGUUUUGAGGCGUGGCAUGAAAUAAUUUGAAUUUCCUCGAUCGAGCUCAUGGUUAUGUUGUAUAUACUGUGCUUCUGUUUAGGAUAGAUAGGUUCCCUGGAUAUUGUUCCUUCGCCCCUUUUUUUUUGUCUGUUUGUUUGUAUUAUAUACAAGUAAACCAGUGGGAAUUGUUCCAUAUAUAAUUUAUAAAUAAGUAAAAUAUUUUAUAAUAAUAUUGUUCAUGUUUUAUAAUGAUCAAAU